AUGAAUAUAACAGAUAAUAAAGAAAAAUAUAAAAGUCAGGAAUGCACGAGUAAACAUGCUAAAUCAGAGAAAAAAAGACGGGAUGAAAUGAAAAACCGUCUCGAAGGUCUCCAUGAGCUUCUCUCCUCUACAUCAUAUGCAAGUGUCAACGUGUCUAAAUUAGAAUUACUGCAAAAUGCUACCUCCUAUAUAAAAAAUUUGCACGAUGAAAAUGAAAGUUUAACUUGUGAAGUGAAUCGAUUGAAUAAUGAAGUUAAUCAGUUGGAUAAUGAA
Messenger RNA from Scutellospora calospora, 273 nucleotides. Lineage: Eukaryota; Fungi; Glomeromycota; Glomeromycetes; Diversisporales; Gigasporaceae. The record is from the annotation of a GenBank genome assembly.